CGGAAUUAAGCAGUCAGCGUCCGUCCGACGCCGCCAACAAGUCCGUCCGCGAUCACUGAUGCGCAAGGGAGAGGGGGGGACGGUGCGCGCGUGGCGUCUGAGGUCGGUCUCUCUGUCGCUGAGCCGCUCCCCUGGUGAGUCUCGCGACCCCUCCAUCCAUCCAUCCAUCCAUUCCGCAGCCGACCAACACCACACCCGCCACCCCGACCAACACAACACAAGACAUCAACCAACCGAUCUGGUGCCACUGGGCACCACCCCGUGACCUCUGCCAGCCAUGCCGUCCAUCAGGGAGACUCACUGCGUGUGUGCCGUGUGUGGAUGCUGUGCGCCGCGCCCUGCUUCUCCAAUCUCACGCCCUCGUCUUCUUGUGCACAUCCAUGUGUGUGUGUGUGUGUGUGUGUGCCUGUGUGUCAGGUCGCCGCUGAGUCGUCGGCGGUCGAGCUGUCAGUAACAGCCAUCGCUGCAUUGGUGUGUCCAUUUUUGGGGGCCGCUGCACGGGUCAGAUGAUGGCGCCUCAGUCAGAUACUCUGUUAUCGUGUGAUUGAGAGUGCAAUCGCUCCUUGCAGUGGGUGCUGCCUUCGUAAGCCUUCAAGCGGCUGGUGCGGCUGGGCAGCCUUCAAGCGACACGACGAUGCCGGGGAUGAGGAAGAGGACAUUGACGCCAUGUGGGAAGAGGCCAAGAAGGACGACAGUGUGGCGCUCCCGCACCCUCCUGUGUCGCAUCACCCUUACGUUGCCACGGCGCCGUACGGCCAGCCGCCACCGCCCCCCUACCCCGGCCUCUACGCGCACAACGGCUGGGCGCCUUCCUCCCUGGCCAUGCCGCCGCAUAUGCCGCAUACCGUCAGAUACGCUGCCGGUGAGCGAAGGCAUCCACGCUUAUAAGCAUUGAUGCCAUGGCAGGCAUCUAUGUAUUAGGGGUCAUCGUGCAGAUGAGUGGUCAGGAGCGGCAGCCCCUCUUCCGGACAGAUAUGUGCAAGUACCACCUGCAGGGCUACUGCGGCCACGGGCAACAUGUACAGCUACGACACAUGGAUGGAUGGAUGGAUGGAAGCCGGUGUUGGCUAUUGGGUGUUGGUUGUGGAUGUGUGUGUGCAGUGUCGAUUUGCCCACGUCGCCGACCAGCUCGUCAAGAGAGGGAGGGGCGGCAACAACCCGGGCAGUUCGAAGAAGGCCAAGAAGGAAAGACAGCGCAGGAACCGGUGAGUUCGAUAACAAAGCUGCACCAAGGCAAACGUGUCCGUCAGUUGAAUCGCUCGCGUCGUUCCAAAUCUGGCCUCCUGUUGGUUCUGCAGGCGUGCACGAGGUGCACGAGAUGCAGCGGCGGUGACCAAUGACGGCGAGGUCGACGACGAUGUGUGUGUGAGUGAAUGCGAUGAAGUGAUGCCUUGUCUGGAAAGUGGGCAGUGGACGGUUGCCUGUGAGUAGAGGUCAACAUCUGAGUGCGCGUGAGAGACCACAAGUCUAUCCAUCCAGAUGAAUGACACCAGUUUGUGUGGGCAUGUGG
Messenger RNA from Vitrella brassicaformis, 1510 nucleotides. The record is from the annotation of a GenBank genome assembly. Lineage: Eukaryota; Vitrellaceae.